CUUCCUUCCCCUACUCAUUUUCUGUUUGUUUCUCGGGAAAAUUAAUCCCCUAAACCUGCACCUGCACCUCCCUCUCCCUCGUAUGAGGAUCAGGAAACGCCAGCUCUCAUUACCCUUCUCCUCUCUCCCUCUUUCCUCAGAUUCAGAUCCCCUCCCCCCGGUGCAACUCCCAUGCGCCGCCCCCCACGGCGACGAUCCAUCUCCCCCGCCGCCCCACCACAACACUGCUCCCAAGUUGCCGAUGACAUUGGAAGAAGUCGAUGGUGAUGAGGAAGAAACCAGGGAGAUCGCAAGAGUGUUUGGUGCAGAAACUAGCUAUGGCGUUGUCCCUCAACAAUCCACCUCUUCCCCUCCAGGAGUGGUGGGGAAGUGGUGCGAGAGGGAGAAGGCAUUUCCAUUAAAGAAGAGACGAGGGAGCUUCGAGAGGCCAACGGAAUUAGAUGACAACAAAGAAGAAAUCACGACGGCCAACUCGCCGGAGAUGAUAAUCAACAAGAACAACAUGAAGGCGACGAAGAUGAACAAGAAAUACGCCACCACGUCAUCGCCGCCGCAGCAGAAGCAAGAACCCGAGGAAUCCAAGGUGGGUCCGGAGCUCGCCGUCGCCGGGAAGAAGCGGUCGAGAGGCGGCGCGUUAAUGGAGGGAUCUCGGUGCAGCCGCGUCAACGGCAGAGGAUGGCGCUGCUGCCAGCAGACGCUCGUCGGCUACUCCCUCUGCGAACAUCACUUGGGAAAAGGACGCCUCCGCAGCAUCAAUACCGUCCGCCGCCGCUCCGCCGCCGCGCCCAAGAAGGAGCAGCCCCUCCCGCCGCCGCCGUUGACGCCGGCCAGUAAGAAGAGAUCAGUGAAGCUGGGUGUGGUCAAAGCCAGGUCCAUAAGUAGCUUGCUCGGUCAAACUGACAACGUCAUGGCGGCGCCGCUGUAUCCGCUGCCUCAUGACGACGACGUAUAAUGAGUAGCCUCAAUUAAACCAUUACAUAUAUAUAUAAUAUAGUGAUUUUUAUGUGAUAAAUUCAGGAAAUUCAUUGAAGCAAUCUUUAUUAGAAACAAAACAUCCCAUUUUUCUUUUCUUUUCGGAUUUUCGAAUGAUUGGACAUGAUUAUACACAUACAUGUGGUUGAUAUGAUAUGAUAUAAGGUGUGCAUUAUUU
Momordica charantia (bitter melon) is the source of this 1150-nucleotide messenger RNA. RefSeq names its product WRC protein. NCBI's taxonomy places the organism in Eukaryota, Viridiplantae, Streptophyta, Magnoliopsida, Cucurbitales, Cucurbitaceae. The record is from RefSeq and is a predicted model, not a curated record.